AAUUCUUCCUAUGACCUGCCUAAUAGAGCCCGGCGUCUAGAUCGUUUUGUCCACAAAUAUCGUUUCGGUGUUAUCACUAUUUAGUCUCUUCUUGCCCAGCUUUUCUCGUCGCUUAUAAUUUAAUAUGUCCAAGUGUAUUGUUCAGCCCGCUCCCGACUUCAUCCCUAUUUCACUUAGUUCGGCCUUGUUUCAUUGGCGCCUCCGUUACUUUUUAUAAUAUAUUGUAAUCGCUAUACUGUGGUUCUCUGCAACAUGCAAGCGGAAAUUUUCUCCUAUCCACCCUUAGGACAGGUGACAAAGGUGACCGUGCCUGAAGUCAGCUUUACCUGCGUUCUGAAUCUUGAUCUGCAAUGCAUGACCGGUGAUUGGCAAGUUUUGCUUCGCUACACGUCUAUCGGCUCCGAUACAUGGCAAGAAGAUAUAUUGACACGUUCCGAGAGGCAUAUUCUCAAGUCACAGGGUCAGAAAGACCCAACAAGAAUCCAGUUGUCAUUUGAGACAAAGAUAUUGAUUACAGCGGCUAUUCGAUUCGAAACCAGGGCCAGACAUGGCUCCAAAGGAGCUUGGAUAACGGCCCUGGGAGAUUCGAAGCUUGAUAGUAUCGUGACGCUCGCAGACGUGACUGACUCACGAAAUCAGAAGCUACUUGACAUCAACGACUACAUAAGCGAUCUCAACCCUGAACUUCGGUCAAGACUGCUGGGUAAUGAUUUGAAGUCCAACGUCACCUCCUGGAUAGUCGAAGUGCCAGUAGAGGCCGCUCAAGGUGAGGCGGCACAUAUGACACAAGUUAUGUUUGGAAAGCCAUUUGGUGGUGAGUUUCUGAGUUGGUUCGCUAUAUCACGAAAUACGACCUCCUGGAUGGCACCUCGCCAAGGCCGGACCUAUUUCAAGCUAGACGUCGCCGCAAUUCUCUGCUCCUUUGUCAGCGUUCAUGGUCAACAUCUUAUUGUUCUUGGAAUCAGCGGCUUCGAGAACGUUAUGGCCAUUUUUGGUGACGACAAUGGAGGAGCUCUGAUGAUAAAGAUUCGCAAUGAACGUGAAGCGCCGGGUCUUGGUAGAGUCAUCCUAGCUGUCGGGAUAAAUUUCGAGGAGACUCUCGCCUAUGCUUUGAGCCAGGCAAGAGCAAUGUUUACAAACACAAGCGGUCCUAACAACUCAUGGGCAAGCAACCCUAUUCCGAAGCUUAGCCGGGAUUGGGCUGAUCAUUGGAUGAACGGGCUAAUCUACAGCCCUUUUAGCAGCGUAGUCCAGAAAAUUUCAUUGCAUGAAAUUAUGGAUGGCUUAAAAGACCUUGAAGCAAAAGGGAUUAUUGUUAGCAGCUUGAUUCUAGAGAAUGGCUGGCAAAAAGUCGACCAAAACGCUCCAUCUCGAUAUCAUGCUGGACUGGUAGACUUUGAUACUGAUCCGGCAGCCUUCAAGUUGGGUCUGAAGCAUGCUAUUACUGAUAUAAAGGGCCAACACAGAUCAGUAAGAAAUAUCAUUGUCAAUCAUCCGAUCUUCGGGUACUGGGGUGGGGUCUCCGAGGACCCAAAUGGACCUCUCAGACAGUCUUACGAAAUCGUCCAUGUACAGCGAUCGGAGACAAUUCAGCCAGGCCCCAAAACGGUCCUUUCUUUGGCGUUGGUCUCGUCACGGGAUGUGAAACGAUUUUUCAAGGAUUACUAUAAGUUCUUAUUGUCCUGUGGUGUUAGUGCCGUCCAAACUGAAGGUAUCUAUAUGCUGGAAACGUUGAACUCGGCAGUCGAACGCUGCGCCUUAUCGGAAAGUUAUCUAGACGCACAAUCUGCAGCGUCUUUAGAGUAUUUCCCAGGUGGCACAUUGGCUAGCAUGUCCUUGUCACCCAGCGCUCUGUUUAACAGCCUGAAAUCAACUCAAGCUGGGCAACAAGUUGUGAGGAACAGUGCCAUCUUUCCUGACCACAGAAAACAUGUAUUCAAUAACGCUGUUAAUGCUUUGUUAUCCAGAGCCAUUGGUAAUAUCCCUGAUUGGGGCCCAGUGCAAAGCACCAAAGAUAAUGGCGCGUUCCAUCUGGCUGCAAGGGUCAUUUCAGGAGGACCCAUCCAGAUAAAAUCGUUUGAUGGUUCCAGUGCCGCGGAUCUCGAUGUCGUCAGACGUGUGAGUGGCCGCACAGCUAACGGAAAGAUCGUGGUUCUUCGACCUACUGGAAUCGGCAGAACAGUGAACCCAUACGUUGGCUUUGAAGACUGCGUGCUGCUCAAAAUUGGGAAUACACAUGUCAUUGGCACACUAGUCGUUUCCAUACUCGGUACCUUCAACGUGUCAGAUCGAGCACUCUCAGAGAUUCUUGACAUCAAAGACUUCCCUGGUGUGGAUCCUGCCAAGGAAUACCUCGUGACGUCGAAUUCAGGCAUAAUUGGUAACAGUCUCAAGGUCGACGGCCAGUCUUUGAUUUUAGUAAACCUGGAGCCGUCAAGCUACGAGUUUCUGUGUGCAUACCCUUUGACGACACUAACCAAUCCGCAAAGCGAGACUACCAUCCACGUAGCCACUCUAGGUGUUCGAGAAAAGUUACUGGGUGCGGCUGCAAUUCUGGAUACUAAUUUCAGUAUUGAGAAAGGCCUACUUGGUUUCAGGGUGGUUUUGAAAGUCCUUGGAGCCUUGGACCUGUAUAUCUCCGACCUCCCAAGACGUACAAUCAAAGAGGGAACAUGCAAUUUAACCCUCCAGGGUCGAAUUGUUACUCCCAGUAUUCAGACGAUCAGGGUUACAGAUCGCAUUCUAAGAUUAGAUUUGGAGUCCAUUUGGAGCGAGCAAAAGAUCGAAAGCGAGUCGGACGAGAUCUAUGUUGAAUUUACAAUACCAGAAAUUUGACUAGCUUCAUCUAAAGAUAUGUUAGUCAUAAGUGGAAUCACAUAAAAGCCAUAGAGAGCUUCUCAACAAAACGAGCAACUAUAUUUUAGUUGAG
This is a messenger RNA of Truncatella angustata, 2929 nucleotides long. RefSeq names its product raffinose synthase or seed imbibition protein Sip1-domain-containing protein. Bases 253 to 2835 code for a protein of 860 amino acids. The record is from RefSeq and is a predicted model, not a curated record. The transcript has 7 exons. NCBI's taxonomy places the organism in Eukaryota, Fungi, Ascomycota, Sordariomycetes, Amphisphaeriales, Sporocadaceae.